Molecule: messenger RNA, 1855 nt
Organism: Cuscuta campestris
Lineage: Eukaryota; Viridiplantae; Streptophyta; Magnoliopsida; Solanales; Convolvulaceae
Source: the annotation of a GenBank genome assembly
AAAUGAUGUUAAGACUAUUUAGAAGACCUCUAGCAUAGAUCUUAGAAUGAACUUAUGAAAACAUGAAUAGUUGAUGGAUUAGAUAAAAAUGCAUAAACAGGAUUCGUAGUCCAAACUAGAGGAUCACUUGUUUGGGAAUGCCCGAUCCAAUGUUGAUCAUUCGCUAUAUUGUUGUUGCCUUAACUGAAUACAGUAAACAGAAAGCACAAUAUGAUACUGGUGGCAGAUGGGGCGAGAUUGUCGGGAUGGAUGUGACAAGUUUUGAAACAAUUUAUGGAGACAAAGAAGUAAAGAUUUCACAGAAGAAGUUGAGAACGAAGCUUCAUCUGCCCAAAUCUGGGAUUGGCAUUGGGAAGCUUUCUCCCAAGGCUCUCAAUUGGAGCAAAAUUGGAAUUUCUGGAAAAGCUUCCACUGGUCCAGCAAAGAAAGGAGAUCUGAAGAGUGACUACAAACUCUUACUGGAACUGAAAUUCCUCUGCCAAGGACUCUAUAUUGGGUAUGUAUUAGAGUGCCUGAAGGUUGCCACAGAUGGAAAGAAAUAUGAAGAGAGGUACUGGCUGUACUUCUUGGGAAACAAGGAUGAAAGCAAAGCCAGUUCUGCGGCUGAGGAAGAAGGCUCUUCUAAUGAAGUCCUUGCCACCACUUUGAAGAAGGCUUCAAAGAGGAAACAAGUGGCAUCCUCCUCUCAAAAUGCUGAUGAACCUCAGAGCCUUGAGCUGGUGGUUCUAGAUCAGGAGGAAGCCUCUGAUCAAAGAGAACUCCAAAAGAAGAAGAAGAAGAAGAAAAUCACCACUUCCUCUGAAUCCGGAAAUGCCAAUCUAGAGAACUCACAACAGAACCAACUCCAUGACACUUUCCAAGUCCACGAAGAGACUCAUGAGAAAAUUCAAAGCCAUGGCUCUCCAUCUCCUUGUUGGAGUUGUGCCCUGAUGGCCAAGUGUUCAUCGUUAUCCUAUCAUGAAGCUGAACUUGAAACUCAAGGAAAUGCUGAUGAACAUCAGGAGCAUGAAGUUCAAAAAUAUGUGGAAGAGACUUUAAUGUCCACUCUUUCAGAAACUGAAGUAGAAACUGAAGUAGAAACUGAGCAAAUUCCUGAAAUGGAAGCUCAGAGGAGCCCAACAGAAAAAGGAGAAGAUGUUGAGGUAGCUAACUUGGAGGUUUCUAUUGAAACUCUAGUUACUAUCAAUGAGAAACACAUUGAAGAAGUUGUGAGAGAUCCACUUUCCCAGGAUAUCUCAAACUACAGAGAUGAAGAAGUUGAGGAAGAAUCUGUCAAAACCCUAAAGAUUGGUGAAGAGGAUGCUGAAAAUGAAGAAGAAGCUAAAUCUCUCCCCUUGCAAUGCUUCCACAACCUACCUCCAACCAACCAGGUAACUCAUUUUAACUUGCAUAACUCAACCUUUAGACCCAUUCUUCCGGAUGAGAUGCCUGAGCUCUGGGCCAAAAAGGUCGAAGGACUGAUUGAUUCUGCCCUAGAGUCUCAAAGAGCCUCAUUCCAGGAAGUGUUGGAGAAAACUGAAGAAAGGCACAACCUGAUGAUGGAAAGUACUGAAGAAAGGCACAACUCAGGCCUUCAAGAGAUAAGUAAUUCUCUUAACAAAACUCUUGAGAUCAUAUCUCAAAUGAGUUCCUCAAUGAGCACGAUUAUGAUGACCUAUGCUUCUGACUCCCACCUCCAACUCAAAGAGGUGGUGGAGAUCAAACAUCACCUGGCUGCCAUUACAAGGAGCCUUCGGAAGCAAACGUGACUUCUCCAGAUGGACAUCAGACCUGCCCUGGCAGUCUCCUCAGCAAACCAGGUUGUUACUCAAGAUUAUCUGAAAGUCCUCAUAGAAAAUCAAAGGGAAGUUUUCCG